GAGUUACAUUCGGUGAGGCAGAUACACCCGUGUCCAGAGACGUUGUAAGAGAAAACGAGACCCUCAAGAUCACUAUGCCAACAUUCCUGAGUUGGUUACAGAGAAAUUCUUUUGUGAGUAAUUGCUGUACAUUUUGGACCCAAGGAAGGAUGGAGACACCGCUCCCCAAGGCACCACAGAAAAGGCAAGUGACCGCCAUUAUUUUCCUAUUACUGCUGUGGGAGGUGGGCAGUGCGCCCUUGAAGUAUUCUGUUCUAGAGGAGAGAGAGAGCGGCUUUUUUGUGGGCAACCUAGCAAACGAUUUGGGGCUGAGCUUAGGAGAUCUAGUUCUAAGGGGUGUCCAGAUUCUUUCCAAAGGGAACAAACAGCUUUUUCAGCUGGACCAGAAGAAUGGAAAUUUGCUGCUAAAAGAAAGAUUGGAUCGGGAGGAGUUGUGCGGGGACAUCGACCCGUGCAUACUGCAAUUCCAGGUGUUACUGAAAAACCCAGUGCAGUUUAUUCAAGGUGAACUCCAAAUUCAAGAUAUAAAUGACCAUACGCCAAAAUUCUUAGAAAAUGAAAUCCACCUUAAGGUCUUGGAAAGCAGCCAUCCUGGGACACUCUUUCCAUUGAAAAUAGCGCAAGAUUUGGACAUAGGAAGCAACACAGUUCAGAACUAUGCCAUCAGUAGCAACUCUCAUUUCCACCUUCUCACCCGCAAUCACAGCGACGGCAGGAGAUACCCAGCGCUGGUGCUGGACAAAGCGCUGGACCGGGAAGAGCAGCCUGAACUCAUAUUAACACUCUUGGCACUUGAUGGUGGGUCACCGCGCAAGACUGGGACUUCCCAGGUUCUCAUUGUGGUCAUGGACAUCAAUGACAAUGCCCCAGAAUUUGCUCAGAGCCUCUACCGGGUGCAGGUUCCAGAGAACAGCCCUGUGGGUUUCCUUGUCAUCACGGUGUCUGCUAGAGAUUUAGAUGCCGGGAUACACGGGGAGCUCUCCUACUCAAUUUUUCAAUCCUCAAAUCAAGUCAUUCGGACCUUUGAAAUCAAUACACACACAGGCGAAAUUAGAUUAAUAAAACGACUGGAUUUUGAGGAAAUUCAAUCCUACCGUAUGGAAAUUGAGGCAGCAGAUGGCGGCGGUCUUACAGGAAAAUGCACGGUAUCCAUAGAAGUGUUGGAUAUAAACGACAACGCCCCUGAACUGACCAUGUCAUUGCUUAUCAGUGACAUUCCAGAAAACUCCCCAGAGACUGUGGUCGCUAUUUUUGGAAUUUCAGAUCCAGACUCGGGAAACAAUGGGAACGUGAUGUGCUCCAUUCAAGACCAUUUACCCUUCCUUCUGAAACCCACUCUAGAAAAUUUCUACACUUUGGUCACAGAAGGAGCACUGGACAGAGAGAGCAGAGACGAGUACAACAUCACCAUCACCGUCUCAGACAUGGGCACACCCAGGCUACAAACGGAGCACAACAUAACAGUGCAGGUGUCCGACGUGAACGACAACGCCCCAGCCUUCAGCCAAACCUCCUACACCCUGUUGGUCCCAGAGAACAACAGCCCCGGCCUGCACAUAGGCACAGUGAGCGCCACAGACACAGACUCAGGCACCAAUGCCCAGAUCACCUACUCGCUGCUGCCGCCCCAGGAAGGCGACCAAGACCCGCAGCUGGCCCUCGCCUCGCUGCUGUCCAUCCACGCGGACAGCGGGCAGCUGUUCGCCCUGCGCGCGCUGGACUACGAGGCGCUGCGGGCCUUCGAGUUCCGCGUGGGCGCCGCCGACCGAGGCUCGCCCGCGCUCAGCAGCCAGGCGCUGGUGCGCGUGCUGGUGCUGGACGCCAACGACCACGCGCCCUUCGUGCUCUACCCGCCGCACAACGCGUCGACGCCCUGCACCGAGCUGCUGCCCAGGGCGGCCGAGCCCGGCUACCUGCUCACCAAGGUGGUGGCGGUGGACGGCGACUCGGGCCGCAACGCCUGGCUGUCCUUCCAGCUGCUGCAGGCCAGCGAGCCCGGGCUGUUCAGCGUGUGGGCGCACAAUGGCGAGGUGCGCACCGCCAGGCUGCUGAGCGAGCGCGACGCGCCCAGGCACAGGCUGCUCGUGCUGGUCCAGGACAAUGGCGAGCCGCCGCUGUCGGCCAGCGUCACGCUGCACGUGCUGCUGGUGGACGGCUUCUCGCAGCCCUACCUGCCCGUGGCCGAGGGCGCGCGCGACCCGGCGCCGCCCGACGCGCUCACUGUCUACCUGGUCAUCGCCCUGGCGUCCGUGUCUUCGCUCUUCCUCUUCUCUGUGCUCGUGUUGGUGGCGGUCAGGCUGUGCAGGAGGAGCGGGGCAUCCUCGCUGGGCGGCUGCUCUCUGCCUGAGGGCCACUUUCCUGGACACCUGGUGGACGUCAGCGGGGCGGGGACGCUGUCUCAUAGCUACCAGUAUGAGGUGUGUCUCACUGGAGGUACUGGGACAAAUGAGUUCAAAUUCCUGAAGCCCGUCAUCCCUAAUCUUCAAAUACAUGACAGUGGUGAAAAUGUGCAGGAAAAGAACUUUCGGAAUAGCCUCGGGUUCAAUAUUCAAUGAUAUAAUAAAUCGCAGGUGAUGUUUCUUCUUUGGAUUUGAGAGUUGCUGAGGCUGCGUUUUCAUUUCUCAUGCUCUUCUCAGUCUGUUUAAGAGUCUUUACCAGCCACUGUGAUGAUGUGAAAAUAAGUCUACUUCCUGUUUUGUUUCAUCAGUGUUAUCAAAACGGAGUUAGUGCUGUUUUGUAGUUAUGGUGAUGUUAUUAUGCACGGCAAUAUUCACAAUCAUUUGCAGAUGGUAACUAAAGUAUUUACAGCAAAUAUAUUGAUGCUAGAGAUAGGGCUCAGUGGUGGUGUACAGGUUUGCAAAAGGCCCUGGGUGGACCGACAGCACCACAGGAGGAAAAGAGGGAGGGGGGCAGAAGAUAGGAUAUGGGAGUUAGGAAAGAUGGGAAAGAGAAGCAAGCAUCAGCAUAUGGGUAAGUUACUUUCAUAGGCCUUCAAAACAAACUAAAAAUGUUUAAUGCUGAAUCCUAAUAUAAAGUAUAUUGGGUUAAUUGUACUAUUCUAUGUAAAAACAAUAAUAAAAAGUAAAAUCAUGCUAAGCCCAUAUACUUCACAACUUCUUGCGUCAGAGUCCCUACAGGAAAACAAAAGAAAAUUCCACCUUUGGAGCUAAUUUCAUGUUUAAUUAGAAAUCCACCUUUAAUCACAUCGAUGAAUUAUAGUAAUCAUGGAUGUAUCUCUAAAUUCUCAACCCUUUAGUUCACAAAAGAGAUUAGGUAUUAGCACAUAACUGUCAUAUUUAUAUAGCCACUUAUUGCUAUUACACGUUCUAAAACAUUCCCCACCAUUUUUUAGCUAUCUUACAUAGUGUGG
Molecule: messenger RNA, 3370 nt
Organism: Jaculus jaculus (lesser Egyptian jerboa)
Lineage: Eukaryota; Metazoa; Chordata; Mammalia; Rodentia; Dipodidae
Product: protocadherin beta-14-like
Exons: 1
Coding region: 75-2555 (826 amino acids)
Biological process (GO): homophilic cell-cell adhesion
Cellular component (GO): plasma membrane
Molecular function (GO): calcium ion binding
Source: RefSeq, a predicted model, not a curated record